UUACAAUUCUGUUUCCUUCUCUUUAUGAUCCAGGUCAAUCAUUCACACAGAGCAAGAUGUCCUUAGAAUCAAAGAUUAUACAGCAUGUGCUCAUAUCUUCUUUUUCUUUCCAGUUACAGCAUUGGAGAACUCCUAAAAGUGGAUUCAAAGAUGCCAGAUUGGGGGAAUAACAUUACAGCAAUGAAUGAAAGCAACCACACUGGAAUUUCCUUUUGUGACAUCAUGUUCUAUACCAUGGUUUUCCUUUCUCUCAUCAUUGGCUUGGUUGGCUUGGCUGGAAAUGCCAUAGUGCUGUGGUUUCUGGGCUUCGACAUGCACAGGAAUGCCUACUCUGUCUACAUACUCAACUUGGCUGGGGCUGACUUCCUCUUCAUGUACUUUCAAAUUGUAUACUGUCUUCAUUUUAUCUUGGAAAUCUUCUACUCUGUCCCCAUAGGCACCUUUAUGUUUUCUUUUGUUGUGUCAAAUUUUGCUUAUCUUUGUGGCCUGAGCAUCCUCAGUGCCAUUAGCAUUGAAAGGUGCCUGUCUGUCAUGUGGCCCAUCUGGUAUCGCUGCCAUCGCCCAAGACACACAUCAGCUGUCAUAUGUACCCUGCUUUGGUUUUUGUCACUGUUGUUAAGCCUCCUGGACUGGUCUGUAUGUGAUUACUUAUCUUAUAGUCUUGGCCCUGGUUGGUGUCAGACACUUCAUUACAUCACUACUGCAUGGUUAAUUGUUUUGUUUGUGGUUCUCUUGGGGUUCAGUCUGGCCUUAGUGGUUACUAUCUUCUGUGGCUCACGGAGGAUUCCUGUGACCAGGCUGUAUGUGACCAUUGCAUGCACAGUGCUGGUCUUCCUGUUCUUCGGACUGCCCUAUGGGAUCUACUGGUUCCUCUUAGCAUGGAUUGAGAAUUUUGAUGAUUUUUUGUCUUGUUAUUUUCUUCCAUUGACAAGACUUCUGUCCUGUUUUAAUAGCUGUGCCAAUCCCAUCAUUUACUUCCUUGUUGGCUCUAUCAGGCAUCGUAGGUUCCAGAGGAACACUCUCAAGCUACUUCUUCAGAGAGCCAUGCAGGACACUCCUGAGGAGGAAUAAUGUGCAGAGGGGGAUUCUUCAGGAAUAUGUUUCUAGAGAAGUGGGUAUUUGAACUAGGGAAACAGUUGAAUGUUGUAUGUAAAUGUGUUUAACAGACCAACCUAGUCAGAACUUGGAUGACAGUCAUGCUUGAGAGCAUUAUAGACUAUGGAGGUCCAGCUCAACAGGGGAACA
Molecule: messenger RNA, 1245 nt
Organism: Peromyscus eremicus (cactus mouse)
Lineage: Eukaryota; Metazoa; Chordata; Mammalia; Rodentia; Cricetidae
Product: mas-related G-protein coupled receptor member X2-like
Exons: 1
Coding region: 85-1071 (328 amino acids)
Biological process (GO): G protein-coupled receptor signaling pathway
Cellular component (GO): membrane
Molecular function (GO): G protein-coupled receptor activity
Source: RefSeq, a predicted model, not a curated record